AAAGGAUGAUUGUAAAAGAAUUAUAAAUUAAACUUUAUGUAAUAGUGCUUUAUUAACUUUGAGACAUUUUUUUUAUUUAACCUUUGUAAUUUAAAAGUAUCAGGUAAAAAAUUAUUCAAGCAAAAAACAAUCAAAAUAACAAAACAAUGUGAAGAUAGAAGCUUAGUUUCCCUCAUUGGGGUUAAGUUAUUAUUUGUCCAUCAUUAGGGUCUAUACAUUAUUAAAACUGUUUAAACCAUAACACAAAAUUGUGUUUAACCUUCUAAGACCCGGGUUUUGGUUUGUCUUUUUUUUCAGAUUUCUACCAGUUAUUUUGGGGUUAGGAAGAACCAAUAAAUAUAACAACCACACUGUUUUCUAAGAACAUGAAGCAGUGUAUUUGUCCAUGUUUGUGUACAACAGGUUCCAGUUACACAGAAUUAAGUUUUAUGGUGCAAACAUAAAAAAAUUCAUGUCCACAUAUGUGGACAUCCAGGUCUUAAGAGGUUGAUGAAUCCCUUUUCUACAUAAAUCAUCCUACAUAAUUUAAAGCACAUUCUGUAACCUUUAUAUCUUUAAUGUUGACCGUGUAAGGUCAAGUCAAAAAUUGAUAUCAAGGACUGAAAUCAGACACAGCACCUUGGUCCCAGAAAAUACUCGUAAAACUGGCAGACAUGCUUCUGUGUGAACGCAAAUGCGUCCCGUAAAUGUUCUGGGAUCGCUCCUGGAAAGUGGAGCUAACAUUGCCAUAAGAUACUCGAAAAGCCCUUUGUGUGAAUGAGAAGGGGCGUGGUGUGGGACAAAAGCAGAUAUCUGGGAGUUCGUCACUAUCCGCGCAAAAUCUGAGAUCAUUCAGCAGCAUAAAAGAAUAGCGAAUCACACGCUCAUGAGCUUAUAUUAAACAAAAAUGCACGUGCAUCAUCCCAACAAGAUAUAUGGUUCAUCUCUUUGAAACUGGGUUUUUAAAUGCACAUUAUCAUUCACGAUGAAAAAUGUCUGCAAACUGGACUGAAGCAGAGAAUAUCCACUUUGAAGCUGAGAUCAUUCACCAGCAUACUAGAACAGUGCGUCACACACUCCUUUAUAAUCUUAUCAUCAGUGUUGGUGGUAACGCAUUACAAUAAUAAUAAUAGUAGUAGAUUUUAUUUGUAAUGCACUUUACAUUUGGAGCAAAUCACAAAGUGCUACAGUUAUGAUAUUAAAAAGGAUAGAAACUUCAAUAAAAAAUACAAAUAUAUGUGUAGUUAAACUUCUACUGAAAAGAAAUGUUUUUAGUCCUUUUUUAAAAGUAUAGUUUGAGAUAACAUGUAACAAGUUUUUUUUACCUGUAUUACAAGUAACGUGCAUUACGUAAUAAUUUUACUUUUUUGAAGUAACGAAUAAAGUAACACAUUACUUUAUAAAUGUGCACAUUAAUAUUUGAGUUACAUUUUUUUAAGUAAUGCAAGUUGCUUUUUAGUUUAAUUAAUUUGAUAAAUUUUUUUACUGAAUUAAACUAAAAGUCACAAACAUUACGCACUAAAUGCGUGCCGGCCUGAGCAGAAAAAGUUUUGAGUUCGAAACUGAGAUGGCAGGCAGGCCAGAGCUUGAUAUUUUUUCAAUGGAAAUAUGCAAUUUCUGAAUGCAGAACUUCUCAGUCAUAGAAAACAUGUGCAAGGCCUGAGAGGAUCAAGCCCAAAUAAGAAAAAGUUACUUAAAGCAACACUAAAGACUGUGGCUCUUUGCUCCCCCUACAGGUUAGAAGCGUAAUUGUUCAUUACCACUGUCGUAAAUACUGCAGCAUAGCUGGCUCUGAUUGGAUUGUAGGUCUGCCGUAAAGCAAGUUUUUGUAGUUUUCACUCGAACUACAGGACCACUACCCGACGGUUGGAAACUUCUUUAGUGUGGUUUUGGCCGAUAGAGGGCUGCAAAGCGAAUGUGAAAGUGCCAUUCACCCUGUUUUGAGCGGCUGAACCACUGAAACUCUUUUGGGAAACGUUAUUUUAAGGCAAAAAAAAAACUCUUUGGUGUUGCUUUUAAAGUAACAGAAGCAUUACUUUCUAUGAUAAGUAACUAAGUAACACAAUUAGUUACUUUUUGGGGGAGUAACUUAAUAUUGUAAUGCAUUACUUUAAACAGAAACUUUCCCCAACACAAAAAUGCACGCGAGUUGUUUCUGGAGAGAGAAAUAAUGGAUAAUGAGCAAAUUUCAGACGCUGCAGAGAAAAAAACUACUAAGUGCCGGACUUUAAACACGUCGUCACGUGUCUUUACGUGAUCUUUAUGGUAUCUUUGUGAUACACACAGAUUCCGCAAAGUCAUUGGCAGUGUGAUGGAACCAAAAAUCAAACGAUCUCGGAAAAAUCCCUGAUGCAUUUUCAGCGUAUUUUCUGUAAUAUCUGUGUGAAAAGGGCUUUAGAUGGACUUUAGCCUGGAUUUUACAGACAAUGUCACACACUCCAAAAAAGGAUGUGUUAAUUUUUAUAAAUUGUUUUGUGUUAUCCUAUUUAACACAUUUUGUGUCAUUUUAUGUUGAUUUUGUGUUUAAAUAAAUAAAAAGGGACAACACAAGAUCUUUUAAAACGGCACACAGUGUGUUGUUCCAAUAAUAACACAGAGAUGUGUUAAAACAACAAAAUUUGUUUUAAGAGUGAUAUAAUCAGUCAUUUUAAACUAAUAACAGCAUAAAAAAAAAUUUUUAGUACAGUUAUUUGCAUGUCCUAUCUCGUUGGACAUUUUUGGGGUCUUCUAUGCAAAUGUUAGGUGUAUAGGUGAUUAUUAGACAGCACAGUGCAGAAUCAGGAAGAUCAGUGGACAAGCAAACCUUCCCAGGUAUGGUGACUGUUUCAUUCCUAUCACAUGUAUAAAAUUGAUCUUUUCUUCUGAAGAUUUAAAAUUGUUUUUCAUCAUUUAUAAGCAAGGUAAGAAUUUCCUGUCCUGACCUGAGGUUGGAAAAAUCAAGAUGCGUAUACUGUGGCUGACACUUCUGCUGGGGGGCUCAGUAAUAUUGGCAGAGGAGCAGCAUUUUCAGAAGUUCGAUAACUUAACGUGGGAUGAAGCCAGGCAGUACUGUCAGGUCUGUUACAAAGAACUGACGACAAUCGCUAGUUGGAACGUCCGCGACGUUGUACGUAAUCUCACUUCAGACUACUGGGUUGGACUUCGCAGGAGCUUCAAUGGCACCCCACCAUGGUCCAGCUGGUCCAAUGGGGAUCCAGUUGCAUAUCAGAACUGGUAUCCUGGCCAUCCUGUGCCAAAAGAAGAAACAUGUUCUUCAAGUACCCCAGCGAACGUUUCAGCGGGUACCCCAACGACUGUUUCGACGAGUACCCCAAUGAACUUAACCACGGCACGACAACUUAACAACACAGUAGAUCAGUGCCCCCUACUGACAGAAAUGCUUUCCUGCUUAAAUAUGACAUACAGUGACCUUAGAAAUGUAACUGGGACUACAGUGACUACUAUGACUACAACUCCUCAUGCUUCAUACACUAGCCCACCCCCUGUCAAUAUCACAUCUAAUAGCACAUGUAAUACCAAAGCUCCAGAGUAUAUUGAGAAUGCUUGUGUGGCCCUGCUCCGAAAUGGCAUGUGGAAGGAAAAACAAUGCUACGAACGUCUACCCUUCAUCUGCUAUGAUGAGCGUUUUUUUGGAGCAAUACAUGUGUUCAAUGUGACUGACAAAAAGGCCAACCUAUCCUGGAGUGAAGGACCUGGGAACAUUAGUUACUACAGAGUGGUAGUCACAGAAGGCACAAACCAGACUUUGAAUGUGAGAGGCUUGGUUACAGAAUUAGGGGGGCUCACAGCAGGAACUCAAUACAAUGUCCAGGUGUUCCCCGUCAAAUGUAACAGGGAUCUCAAUCCUCAGAAUAUCUCUUUCUAUACCCCCCCAUUUAGUGUUUAUAAUCUGACAGUGACGAACGUGACGACUCAAGUCAUUGAACUGAGCUGGAGUCAUACUGGAAACUGUAGUUUCUUCUUAAUAAAGGUGUCAGGUGAACCCUCGAAACAAGAGAAUGCAUAUAAAACUAAGAUUGAGAAUCUCCAACCAGGGAAACAGUAUCAUUUUACAGUUACUGCUGUGGUGAAUGAUACUGAAAGUGAGCCAAACAGCACUUCAGCUUACACCAAGCCUUCACGUGUCCUGAAUCUAACAUCAGCAGAUACAGAUUUUACAGUCAUAAAUGCUUCUUGGACAAAACCUGAUGGAGAAUGUUCAGGUUACCUUGUUUGUCUUAAUGAAGACAGUGGAUGCAUUAAUUGCAGUGGAUGCAUUAAUUGUAGUGAGUGUGCAAACUGCAGUGAGUGUGCAAACUGCAGUAUCACAGCAGAGAAGCACAAAGAAUUUACUGGUAAAACACCCGGCAAGAAAUACUUUCUGUGUACAGCAGCCCUGACAGACAGCAACAAAAUAGCAGGAGAAAUGACUCAAAUUGAAGCAUACACACGUCCAAACAGUGUGGAGCUUUCUUUGAUUCCAUUUAGCCAAUACAUAAACGCCCACUGGACGUUAGAUGGAGGUUAUAAAGAUUUCAAUGUAAGCAUUAUAGGUGGCAAUUACAACAAGUCUUAUAUCACUAAAAGCAGGAAUUAUAAUUUCACUGAGCUGAGAGCAGCAGUAUACUACACCAUCACUGUCGUCACUCUUUCUGAGAAACCUGAUUUGAGAAGCGAUCCUGUCAAUCAAUCAGUGUACACAAAGCCUACCUCUCCUGGACCAGCAACUACCAUUGUUCAUAACAAAAGUGCCAUAACUGUAACCUGGGAAGUUCCAAAAGAGUCAGUGGGAGCCUCAGACAUUACAUAUGAGGUGACAUUUGAGUCUCCUUACCGGAAUCACAGAGAUUCAAAAUAUGUAACGCAGAAUCUGGUCACUUUUACCAAAUUAAGUUCGGGACUAAACUACAACUUCAAUGUCAGUGUUGUGGCUGGCGAUCUGAAGAGUGAUCCAUCCUGUGUUAGUAACCAGACAGAGCCUAAUAAGAAGAUAGUGACCUUUAUGAUGAUGUGUAGCAGUAGUGUGCCACUUCUAUGUAACAACAUUCCAACACGAAACAAAACACUGGAUGAGAUGGAAAACUAUUUUAAAAGCAAUCUUCGUAGUGUCUACUGGAAACUCAAAAUGAUAGACAGCAACUGAUAACGUUGAAAUCCCCACAGCCAAAGCUUGGUUUGUGAAAACAACCUGAUUAAUGAUAUAAUACUUUCAAACACAAUUACAAUUUUUAAUUCUUAUUUUAAUUUUGAAUUAAUUUACUUCUCAAAAUCAUGACCUUAUCAUACCGAGACUUCAUACUGAUACAAUCCACAAGAAAGCAGAAGUCACAGACCAUCAGUGGAAAGAGAUAUACAUAUAUUUUUUCUUAUUGAAAUAAGAUUAUAACCAUAUUAAACUAUUUUUUAUAGUUUUCACUCCUAAAAGGUUUAUGCAUUUUCUGGAGAAAUUCCUUAAUGUUUUUUUUUUUUUCAACGAAACUGUCACUGUAACAGGGUUAUACAUUUAUCUAUAAUGUCUGUUUUUUAAGUAUCUCUUUAAGGUUUUUUUUUUAACAAUAAUGCACAAUUAUACAGCUAUAGUAAUUAAACUAACUUGACUUUGGUGGUUGUGGUCCUGAAACUUUAUUUCUUAAUAGAUAUGCAAAAAUGUGUGUUACAAAAUGAUAAAUACCAAUAUAUACAUGUAGUAUUUUGUUUUGCUACUUUUUUUUGGUUUAUUUUAAAAGAACUUGCUUGUAUAGACUCUUUUAAUAAGCAUAAAUAAAACUUAAUCAAAAGUA
Paramisgurnus dabryanus is the source of this 5738-nucleotide messenger RNA. Its product is annotated as receptor-type tyrosine-protein phosphatase eta. The record is from RefSeq and is a predicted model, not a curated record. Gene Ontology annotation, molecular function: protein binding. NCBI's taxonomy places the organism in Eukaryota, Metazoa, Chordata, Actinopteri, Cypriniformes, Cobitidae.